AUGUGGUCAACAGUAUAUGGAGUAUUUGCCGUAGCCCUUCUUGCCUUUGUUAUUAGAUCGUUACCUCGUUAUCUGUACAACCGCGCUCAAAGAAUGGCCUGGAUGCAAUGUUUAAUUAAGGGUCGAUGGCUCAACACCUCGACCGAGGAGCAUGCCAUCUCAGAGAGACGAAUGCUAGAGAUGGUGACCACACCCAUUGAGCAGAAGUUUGUCAAAGUCGGUCAAUACCAGAUAAAUACGAUAAAGACUGGUAGUGGUGAUCCAUUAGUUAUGGUGCAUGGCUUUGGUUCGGCACUUGGCUUUUGGUGUGCCAACAUUGACUUCCUGUCUCAAUAUUAUACAGUAUAUGCAAUUGAUGUACUUGGCUUUGGAAGAAGUUCAAGAUUCGAUACGACCAACAUAAAGACACCAGAACAGGCAGAGGAGUUCUGGGUCAACAUCAUGUAUGAGUGGACUGAACAAGUAGGUUUGGAUAACUUCAACCUGUUGGGUCACUCAUUGGGUGGCUACCUAUCGACCUGUUUCACAUUGAAACAUCCAGAGAAGGUAAAGUCAUUGGUACUUGCUGAUGCUUGGGGCUUUGCUGAGAAACCAAAGGACUAUGAACAGAAUGUUUCUUUGUUCUUUAAGUUCCUAUCAAAGGUUAUUGCACCACCAGUACCAUUAAGAUUGAUGAGGAAGUUUGGACCAUUUGGUCAAGAUUACAUUUACCUCUUCCGUCAAGACUUGCUGAACAAGUUCCACCAUCUUUAUCCAGAGGACGACCUAAAGUACAAUCCAGAACGUCCCAAUCGUGUGGCUGAAUACUUUUAUCACUCCAACACGCAGGAACCUGCGUCGGGUGAGUACUUGUUCAGUCUACUGGCGAUGGCCUAUGGAUUCGCUGCCAACCCACUCAUCAACAGAGCGUCAAUGAUCGCGCCAACUGUUGACGUCACCCUACUAUUUGGUUCAAACACUUGGAUCGAUCAAGCCACUGGUCCCAAAUUGAAGCAGGAGAUGAAGAACAUCAAGGACGUUGUCAUCAUUGAGGACAGUGGCCAUCAUAUCUAUAUAGACAACAUCCACCAGUUUAACCAAGCUGUUCUCAAGGCCACCGGCUAUCACAAUGAUGCACCAGCAGCAGCUCAAAGCUAA
Acytostelium subglobosum LB1 is the source of this 1137-nucleotide messenger RNA. RefSeq lists its product as hypothetical. Bases 1 to 1137 code for a protein of 378 amino acids. The transcript is spliced from 3 exons. Lineage: Eukaryota; Evosea; Eumycetozoa; Acytosteliales; Acytosteliaceae. The record is from RefSeq and is a predicted model, not a curated record.